Messenger RNA from Pseudonaja textilis, 746 nucleotides. RefSeq names its product succinate dehydrogenase complex assembly factor 1 (gene SDHAF1). NCBI's taxonomy places the organism in Eukaryota, Metazoa, Chordata, Lepidosauria, Squamata, Elapidae. Gene Ontology annotation, cellular component: mitochondrion. The record is from RefSeq and is a predicted model, not a curated record. Gene Ontology annotation, biological process: mitochondrial respiratory chain complex II assembly.
CGCCAGCACCGGCAAGUCGGAGGCAGCUCCGUCUGGGCAGCCCAGGACCCCUCGCCGCUGGAAAGGCCGAUCGGCUCUGUCGCUGCUCCGGCUUCAUGGCCAGGCACAGCCGGCUUCAACGCGAGGUGCUCGGCCUCUACCGGCAGUUCCUGCGCGCCUGCCGAGGCAAGCCGGGCUUCCUGCCGCGGGUGCAGGCCGAGUUCCGCCGGGCGGCCCGCAUCCCGCGCACCGACGUGCUGCUCAUCGAGUACCUGCUGCGCCGCGGUCAGAGGCAGCUGGAGCAGCUCCGGGAAGGGCACGCCACGAGGAUGGGCUUCUUCGCCCCGGGGAGGCUGCAGGAGCAGGAGAAAGGAGAGGACGCGCAAUCCUGAAGGGGAGGAUCGCUCUUCGUUGGGGCGCAGCGAUGCCCGCUCUUGCUGCAGCAAACCCGGAGCGGCGGAGGGCGGGGAAGCCCCCCCCCCCCUGUUUUACAAAAGCGUCCGCGAAGGAGGCUACCGAGAAGAGGCUGGUCUCUCCGGAGUUACGUGGUGUGCAUUUGAAACUAGCAUUUGCAGCUUGAAGCUUUGCAGGAGAAGAUUGCGUGGCUCCCCAGUCAGCCCCAUCCCUCCUUGGUGGGAGGGGGACAGCCGUCACCAAUGCACGGGACCCCCGGCAAGCUUCCUCUUGGCACUCUUGCCCCGGUAUUAUACUGAGGGCCCCUCCUGCAGGGAUCCCUUCCAAACCUGGUGUAAACCUCCUACACGGGG